This is a messenger RNA of Cucumis sativus (cucumber), 1580 nucleotides long. Its product is annotated as exo-poly-alpha-D-galacturonosidase. The record is from RefSeq and is a predicted model, not a curated record. The transcript has 3 exons. Gene Ontology annotation, biological process: carbohydrate metabolic process. Gene Ontology annotation, molecular function: polygalacturonase activity. Bases 40 to 1431 code for a protein of 463 amino acids. NCBI's taxonomy places the organism in Eukaryota, Viridiplantae, Streptophyta, Magnoliopsida, Cucurbitales, Cucurbitaceae.
UCGAUAAAUUUCGUUUUUUCCACAGACCAAACAAAAGAGAUGAAGAUGGCGAUCGCCAUUCAACUCUUCUUCUUCCUUCUCAUCAUCCAUUCACACUCCGCUAUACCCUCCAUUCGUCUUCUCCGCCGAUCAACCUCCUUUUCCGUCACCGACUUCGGAGCCAUCGGCGACGGUCUCCACUACGACACCACUGCAAUCCAAUCCGCCAUCAACAGCUGUCCCGCGCCUUCUCGCUGCUACGUCACGUUCCCGCCUGGCACCUACCUGACCGCGACGAUCUGGCUUCGAUCUGGCGUCGUACUGGACAUCCAGCCCGGCGCCACCGUGCUCGCCGGCACGAAGAUGGAGGACUAUCCGGCGGAUUCGUCGAGGUGGUUCGCGGUGGUGGCGGAGAACGCGAGCGACGUUGGGAUCAGCGGGGGAGGGACGGUGGACGGACAGGGGCUGAAGUUUGUAGAGAAGUUUGAUAAAAGGAAGAAUGUGAUGGUGAGUUGGAACAAAACUGGAGCGUGUUAUGGCGAUGAGUGUAGGCCGGAUUUAGUUGGGUUCAUCGGCUCCAAUAAGGUUAGGGUUUCCAAUGUUAGCUUCAAUCAACCUGCUCAUUGGUGCUUGCAUCUUGUUAGAUGUGAGAACACAGUCAUUGAGGAUGUUUCAAUUUAUGGAGAUUUCGAUACGCCCAACAACGACGGGAUUGAUAUUGAGGACUCCAAUAAUACGUUGAUUACAAGGUGCAGAAUUGACACUGGGGAUGAUGCAAUCUGUCCCAAGUCAUCCAAUGGCCCUGUCUUCAACUUAACAGCCACCAACUGCUGGAUACGAACUAAAUCUUCAGCCAUUAAGCUCGGCAGCGCCAGUUGGUUUAAUUUCACUCGAAUGCUCUUUGACAAUCUCACCAUUGUUGAUUCUCAUCGAGGACUCGCGUUUCAGCUGCGCGAUGGAGGAAGUGCAAAUGAUAUUACAUUCUCAAACAUAAACAUCACCACAAGAUACUACGAUCCCUCAUGGUGGGGAAGAGCCGAGCCAAUUUACGUUACUACUUGUCCAAGAGAUCCAGGAUCAAAGGAGGGUUCAAUCUCAAACAUACGCUUCACAAACAUCACGGCAACAUCCGAAAAUGGGGUUUUCCUAUCAGGAUCGAAAUCUGGGGUUUUAAGUAACCUGAGGUUCACCAACGUGAAGCUGAGGUACAAAAGAUGGACAAAAUACGGUGGUGGUAUAGCAGACUAUAGACCAGGAUGCCAAGGGUUUGUCAAACAUGGGAUGGCAGGGAUGAUAAUGGAACACAUUGAAGGAUUGAAUUUAGAAAACGUUGAUAUGCAUUGGUUUGAUACUAAUGGAUCAUUACAAUGGAAUAAUCCUUUGGAUUUCAGACCUUCAACUGUGAAUAACAUCUCAUUUUUGAACUUUCAUUCUGGUUAUUCUAGUGGAUGAGAGUUUGUGGAUUAUUUGAAUUUAACAUUUUUUUGUUGUAAAAUGUAAAUAGAAUAGAAUAAUUGUAGUAUGCCGACUUGAGAACUUGCUGCAUGAUGGUCUGUUCUUGGACUUUGACAAUAAAAGUUGUAUUUUUCAAUUGUUGCAAA